Messenger RNA from Emys orbicularis (European pond turtle), 1311 nucleotides. It is a transcript of the gene NOSTRIN, whose product is annotated as nitric oxide synthase trafficking. The transcript is spliced from 14 exons. Lineage: Eukaryota; Metazoa; Chordata; Testudines; Emydidae. Gene Ontology annotation, biological process: cell migration; signal transduction; actin filament organization. Gene Ontology annotation, molecular function: protein binding. The record is from RefSeq and is a predicted model, not a curated record.
AUGUCUGAUAAAGUGUCAAUGAGUGAGGCGGGAUCACACAACAUGGGACAUGAGGCCCAAAAGCCUGGUCUGAGCCUUGCGGAGAAUGAGACAAGCACCUCCAUAAUGCAGGCAUCAGAUUAUGACAGAGUGUACCAAGAUCUAAAAGCGUUUUCGAAAAACGGAGAGAAUUUCUGCAAACAGUUCAGGUUUGUUCUCCAGCAAAGGGCUAACUUAGAAAUUAGCUAUGCCAAAGGACUGGAGAAGCUGGCUCACAAGCUUACCAAAGCUUUGGUCAAGAUGAAGCUAAAUAUGUAUAAAACAUCCAACAGUAUGCAAAGGAAUGAAAACCAUGCCAAGAAGAAAUUAAUGCAGUUUACCAAGGAACAUGAAGCACUCUUCCGUUAUGUAGAAAACACCAAGCAAUUUGCUACAGGAAGGUAACUCCUCCGUAGAUUGCUCAGAAGGCUAGAAAAAUCAGCAACAAAAAUAACAAAGGAAGAUGAAGAUUAUUAUCAAAAAAAUAUAACUGGCUACGAAACUAGACCGAGCUGAGAGACAGCUUUAGAAAAUAGCUACCAGGCAAGCAUUUUGGAAAUUCAGAGAGAAAGAUGCUUCAUUCUUUUGCCCUCUCCUUAUCUUUCCCCUUUCUCUAUGUUUACAAACAACUAUGCCAUUGCUACUGCAUCCCGCUCAGGUGCACACUUUGGAGCAGCCCUGCAGUCCUUGUUUAAACAGACUUCUCCUGCGGACCUCAAGGAGGAAGAUUUUACAAAUGGAAUGGAUAAAGUAAGAUGAAAAGCUUCAAUCAAAGCAAAAGUGCUGUGACUGCAGAAGGAUCUAAACAAGGCAGCACAGGAAAAAGAAGGUCUGGAGCGGAUGCUUAAAACAUACACAGAGACCCCCCGGUUUUCAGAUUUAAAGAACCAGAAAGACCCGGCUGUGCUCCUGGAGCAGACAAGCCUAAAACCAAGCCUUUUGCGAGCAAACAUCUGCAAACUAUCCACAGUACUAGCAGAACUAGAGCAGAAGCCUAAGCCCAGACAUCCCUGGAGCGACUGUAUCUCCAACUGGAAAGAGAAGGGAAAGCAGUUAAUAUUUUUAAGAGGGGACAGCAAUCCUGCAAAUGGUACCUGCAAGGCUUUGUAUGACUACCAAGCUAAAAGGGAUGAUGAGCUAAGUUUGCAAAAAGGUGACUUUAUUAUCAUUCACCAGAAGGAUGAUAAUGGAUGGUGGUAUGGGACCCUAAAGGAGAGAAAAGGUCACUUUCCCACGACGUAUGUGGAAGAUAAGUUCCCUACUUCCAUAGAUGAAACAUCCUCAGAAGCAUAA